Messenger RNA from Paramecium tetraurelia, 1560 nucleotides. RefSeq lists its product as uncharacterized. The record is from RefSeq and is a predicted model, not a curated record. NCBI's taxonomy places the organism in Eukaryota, Ciliophora, Oligohymenophorea, Peniculida, Parameciidae. The transcript is spliced from 6 exons.
AUGAACAACAACAAUAGUCAUACAAAAUUCGACAUUCUCCCUAAAUUUAUGACUACUCAACACAAAUUGCUUGAACCUGCGUAUCUCAGGAAUACUCGAAGCAAAAUCAGUUACAAUGAAAGCAAGAUGCCACUUAUUGAAAGAAGUUCCAUCGUACAGUAGACUCCAAAGUCUAAGUAAUAAGUCGUCCAAAUCUGGAUUUUAGUUCUAGACACUUUGGAGCUGCUUGUGAUAGGAGGCUUUUAGGAUUUGUCUAAAUUUCAUCGUUUUCAAAAAUUUGGUCAUUCUACUGCACGUUUAGAACCUUUGCAUAGGAAGGUCGUCACUGAAGUUACUGAUGUAGAAGAAGUAGAAUCUAUCCCAAAAGAUGAGAGGACAUAUCACAAGAAAAUUUACAAAUAUCAAAAGAUGCCCAUACUUGCUUUAAUAAAAUCUUUCGAAAUAGAGUGGAUAAGGGAAUUCGAAGGUGAAGUCAACAAGAAAUCGACCAAGCCUCUAUAAUUAUCAUUUUCAAUGGCCUUAGCCAUACUUAAUACUCAUCCAGAUCCCUUGGAUUUCUUCUAAAACAACUUACAAUUAUUGGAGAGAAAUACUGGCGUGAGUAGAUUGAUCUAAAAGGUUAAUCAUUUUCAGAAGGAGGAAUUUCAGACCAAUGUGGUUGUGAUCAAGAAUUAAUCCGGUUAAGGAUUCUUUAGAAUUUAUUUUCCAAUAAAUACUAACAUAGCUAGACCCAUCGAAUUGUCCCCACAACAACUCUAUGAUGUUGUUAAGAAUAAUUUCUUUGAUAUGCAAUCAUUCGUUGCGUAAUUUGAUCAAUAAAAACUCCAAUUGUAUAUCCAAAGUAAAGUUGAUGAUGGACUCAUUUUGAAAGAGCUAAAUGAGCCUCAGUUUUUACAGCAAACAUCGCAAGCAGACAUUCAAAUGGAAUAAUUGACUAAGACUUAAGAUAAUCCUGUAUCAACUAUAAUUUAGACUGGGUUACCAGUUCAUAAAGAAUUAGCCAUCCUGAUCAUUGGAGAAAAACAUGAAUUUCCAGAUAAGAUUUUAUAAAAGAAAUUGAUAAAGAAAGUUGUAACUUUUGAAAAUAAUUUUUAUACAUGCGACUUUUUGCCAAUUCAAAUCCUAUUAAGAGAGAAAAAUUCACAAAAAAUAAUUAAAAUGUACUCUCCAUCUCUCAGAGAAUUAGAUUCAAUCUUUGUUUAAUUGAAUAUUUACACAAUGCAACAAAUACUUGAUUUAUAUGUUGUCCUCAAUUUUGACAUGCCCCCAGAGGCCUUUGAUUACAAGGACUUUAAAAAGGGGACAACUAUAAAAUUAAAUUUACCAGACGUAACAGAAUAACCUUUGGAGAUAACUGAAGAACAAAUUAAUAACGGUAUUUUGAGUUCACAAAUUAAAGAAAUCGAAAUUAAUAAUAAAGACUUACAAAUCAUUAUUGAACCUUGUAUGUUAGAAAUCUACAAUUAAGUGACCAAUAGUACAAUUAAAAAAAUAUGCUCUUCAAAAGAACUUACUUAGGUUCUAUCCAAAAGAUAUUUAAUUGGAUUUAAUUUAAUAUGA